CAGAAAAACACAUUCAUAUUUUUGUACACUGACUUGUCUGACGGAGUGUGACAGACCAGUGUGUGUAACUGAGGAAGGAAUGACUUGGAAGUGGUUGUGGUGACUGUUGUCGGCUAAGAUUUUAUACCUCGUUGCUACAUUAUUUCUUUUUCCUGAGCCAUUUGGACACAGCAUUUAGAUUUAGAUCUAGAUAUAGAUCUACAGAGUCCGGUUACUGACGAUGGGUACGCCGGUGAAGGAUAUUGUCAUACCAAGCAGUGCCCCCCAAACCUUGUUCCUUCAGAAGCAUGCAGACUACAUAGCUGCCUAUGGAGAAAAGAAAGACGACUAUGAAUAUGUCAUGACUGAAUUUCUGCGCAUGAACGGCAUGUACUGGGGCCUGACGUCCAUGGCUCUGGCUGGUCAGCUUGACCGCAUGGACAAAGGGGAGGUGGUGGACUUCAUCCAGAAAUGUCAGCACAGCUGCGGAGGAAUGAGCUGCAGCAUAGGUCACGACCCCCACCUGCUGUCUACUCUGAGUGCCAUACAGAUCCUGACCCUGUAUGAGGCCGUGGAUGCUGUAGACACAGAAGCCGUGGUGCAGUGGGUCAAGGGACUGCAGCAGCCCGACGGAAGCUUUUUUGGAGAUAAAUGGGGUGAGGUCGACACCAGGUUCUCCUUUUGUGCUGUUGCCUGUUUGGCUUUACUGAAUCGUCUCAACGAGAUCGACGUAGACAAAGCGGUGGAGUUUGUCGUGUCCUGCAUGAACUUUGACGGAGCUUUUGGCUGUCGGCCCGGCAGCGAGUCACAUUCCGGACAGGUGUACUGCUGCGUGGGCAUGCUGUCCAUCACAAAGAGACUCCAUCAUGUGAACGCCGACCAGCUGGGCUGGUGGCUGUGUGAGAGACAGCUACCCUCUGGGGGACUAAAUGGGCGACCUGAAAAAUUGCCGGACGUCUGCUACUCCUGGUGGGUGUUGGCCUCGCUCAAGAUCAUCGGCCGACUACAUUGGAUCGACAAGGACAAGCUGGUACAGUUUAUCUUGGCGUGUCAGGACGAAGAGACCGGAGGAUUUGCUGACAGGCCGGGGGACAUG
Aplysia californica (California sea hare) is the source of this 1075-nucleotide messenger RNA. Its product is annotated as geranylgeranyl transferase type-2 subunit beta. Lineage: Eukaryota; Metazoa; Mollusca; Gastropoda; Aplysiida; Aplysiidae. Gene Ontology annotation, biological process: protein geranylgeranylation. The record is from RefSeq and is a predicted model, not a curated record. Gene Ontology annotation, molecular function: Rab geranylgeranyltransferase activity. Gene Ontology annotation, cellular component: Rab-protein geranylgeranyltransferase complex.